AUGGCUACUAGAAACCUAGAUCUAAAAACUGUGCAAGAUUUUGCUUCAACCAUCAAUUCCGACGAUAGAGUCAAGGCAAUCAGAACGAGAUACGACCUUCCUGUAGAGUUAGACGUGAAAGCUCCCUUAGUCAUGUCGUCGAGCAAUGCUGGUUCUCGACUGUAUGGUGACGAAGACCCUUUUCCUAUUGUGAAUUCAGAUGAAGAAGAGUCAACCACUGUAGUUGCUGGUGCCAAAAAGAAAAGAAAGAGACUCAUGAAGGUCUCCGAGAAGGAGAAGAAAAAGAAGGCGGAUGCUGUCGCCUCGAAGUCAACAGCUCAAGGAGAGAAUAUCGUGCCUCCUACAAUGGAGAAGACCAAUGCUCCCCCUGGAACCAAGAAGGCCACACUCCCCAAGUGGAGGCAGAACCAAGCAAUAAACCAUCUGCCAUGGACAAAAGGAAGGGCCCUCUCGAGGAGGAAGCAACGAUCUUGGCUUCCCAUGAUGCUAUCUUUAGGUGGCAUGGCAGCAGCUAUCCAGGAGGUUAAUUUGGUGGCCACAGAGUAUGGAGCUCACAAAGUAGCUGUUGCAGGCCUUAAGAGGCUUAACGGAGACAGGCCCAUCAACCAAGUGGAGGCUUUAUGCGAAGCCCUCGUUAAGAUGGGUACUCCUGAAAAUAUGGCCAUGUUUGCUUGUGAUCCCGCCACUGUCUUGUCCAAGGGCCCAAGUGAGGAAGAGCCAAUCCCUGAGGUGCCGGAUGAGUAUAUCAGCAUCGAGCUCGAGGAAGAAGAUUAUGAGGCCUCAAGGGAGGAUGUGGCUGAUACUGGCAACUGGGGAGUGCAGAAGAACGUCAGAGAGACAUCUCAGAGUCAUCCCUAA
Molecule: messenger RNA, 858 nt
Organism: Oldenlandia corymbosa var. corymbosa
Lineage: Eukaryota; Viridiplantae; Streptophyta; Magnoliopsida; Gentianales; Rubiaceae
Source: the annotation of a GenBank genome assembly